Messenger RNA from Lucilia cuprina (Australian sheep blowfly), 3044 nucleotides. It is a transcript of the gene Ptp61F, whose product is annotated as tyrosine-protein phosphatase non-receptor type 61F. The transcript is spliced from 7 exons. Lineage: Eukaryota; Metazoa; Arthropoda; Insecta; Diptera; Calliphoridae. Gene Ontology annotation, molecular function: protein tyrosine phosphatase activity. Gene Ontology annotation, biological process: protein dephosphorylation. The record is from RefSeq and is a predicted model, not a curated record. Bases 742 to 2682 code for a protein of 646 amino acids.
UCCAUUAUUCUACAUUCUGUCAUUCUGUCAAGUUUUGCCAAAAAAGAGGAAGAAAAGUGCGAAUUUAAUUGGGUUUUAUUUUAUUUGCAAUAAAUAUUUGCAUUAUUUUCGUUAAAAAAAAUAAUGCUAAAAACAUCAGCAAACUUUAUAUUAUCAAUAAAUAGAAAAUAAAACAUUAAUAUUUAGCAAAAAGUAAAGUGGAUACAAAUUAAUUAGAAAAAUAGUGUGUGUGUUUGUGUGUAACGCAAAAAAAAAAAAUAUAAAAAAGGAGAAAAGAAGCAGCAGAAGAAGAAUCAAUUUCAUGUGAAUUUUGAAAAAUUGUAUAUAAUGGAAAUUGUAAUUUAAUUCGUGCGUGGUAUAGUGCUGUUUUUCAGUUAAUUCCUUAGAUUUCGAUGAAAUAAAAAUCUAUAAAAUUAGUUUUAAUACGUGUUCAAUGUAAAAGAAAAAAAUUUAGAGUAAAUUGCGACAGUACAACCAACAGCAGUAGCAACAACACAGCAAAAAAGCAACAAGAACAACAUCAACUUAAUAAAGAACUACAACAACUAUAAUAAUAUUUGUGUUAAAAUAACUGCACACACAACAUUGUUAGAUCGGCAUUUAGCUAAAAAUUAAAAAAAAAAAUAAGUAAAUAUAAGUUUUUGUUUCUUUUUCUUAAUUUUUUGUGUAAUAUUAAAGCAGCUUUAAAACUCAUAGACACAAAUACAUACAAAAAAAAAACACUUUAAUUCUGAAGUGGCAAUGACUUCUACUUCAAAUUCAUCAUCGUCAGCUUCUACAACAUCAUCAUCAUCUUCGUCUUCGUCGUCAACAUCGGCUGGAGUAAGUGAUACAAAUUAUAGUUUUGCUGAUAUUAGUAAAAAUUCUACAAAUAGAGUAGUAGCCAAUAUGUCAGGUGGCGGCGAUGGUAAUAGCAAUGAUACUCCACCAUUAGAGGCAUCAACGCCCAAUAAUAUAGAAUUGGAAUAUAAGAAAAUAACAGGAGAUCGUAAUGGUUGGCAACGUUUAUAUCAGGAAAUUCGCGAAAAAUGUGAACGUGAAGCAAAUGAAAAACAUUUCGGAACAAUUGAAUCAGAAAAACCACAAAAUCGUUGCCUGAACAGAUAUCGAGAUGUUAACCCAUAUGAUCAUUCAAGAAUUAUUAUACACAGAGGCGGUGUUGAUUACAUUAACGCUAACUUAGUAAAGCUUGAACGAGCUGAACGUAAAUAUAUUCUAACACAAGGACCACUAGGUGAUACGGUUGGACAUUUCUGGUUAAUGGUUUGGGAACAAAAAACAAAAGCAAUACUGAUGUUAAAUAAACUGAUGGAAAAGAAACAAGUUAAAUGUCAUUUGUAUUGGCCUGAACGUAAAGGUCUAGAAAAUGCUCUCAAAUUGAAUGAAGUUAAAUUGAUUAUCGAAUUUUUACGUUGUGAAGAGUACAAAAACUUUUGUGUGAGAUGGUUUAAAUUAACCGAUAUAGAAUCGAAUCAAAGUCGCGAAAUUAUACAAUUCCAUUAUACCACCUGGCCUGACUUUGGCAUUCCCAGUUCACCAGUGGCUUUUUUGCAAUUCCUUAAACAAGUACGCGAUUCGGGUGCUUUAGAGCCAGAUGUUGGUCCUGCCGUUGUGCACUGUAGUGCUGGUAUAGGUCGUUCGGGUACAUUCUGUUUAGUAGAUUGCUGUUUGGUUUUGGUUGACAAGGAAGGUGUUCAAAAUGUAUCUGUACAAGAUGUUUUAUAUGAAUUGCGCAGAUAUCGUAUGGGUCUUAUACAAACCGCCGAUCAAUUGUAUUUUUCAUAUCAAGCUAUUAUUGAAGGCAUUAAAUUACUUAAAGAUCCGAAAUUCAUUGAUUACAAUGAAGCGCCUAUUGUUACCAGUGAUGAUAGUCAACAUCAUGAGCAAUAUAUUAUAGAUGAAACACCACCGCCCUUACCACCGCGCACUCAUUCCCUCUUACCUUUGGCUGGCAGUGGAGCUGAUGGCAUUUUAAGGCUGAAUUUGGCUGGUUCACAAGGUAAACCACUGCCCAAAAUACCGGCCAGUGUUAGUUUUAACGAUGACCUAUACGCCCCCGACAAUGACAACACCAACAAAGAUGCUCUUAAUAAUUUUAUUAAUAAUGAAAGAAGUUCUGAAAAUAAUACAAGCAUGACAAAUCGACCACUUCCACCACUGCCAACACAACAGAAUAAUUCAUUGAAUCGUGUACACGAAUCGGAUAGUGAUGAAAAUGAAUACUUUGAGAAUGAUGAUAGUGAAGAAGACGAUAUUGACGAUAACGAUGAUGAUGAUGAUGACGAUGCUGAUGUUAACAAUGAUCAUGAUGAAGAUAAGGAUAAUGCCAAUUAUAGCAAAUCAAGAAAUAAAGAUCAAUUUAAUCAUCAAUCGCAUCAGCAACAGCAACAUAGUAAUGCAACAACGAACGAACAAAGUGGAGAAUAUGAUUCCAUGGAAUUAAAUGGCAUUGAGACUGCAAAUACCAGUGGCCCUACAAGUCCUGACACCCAGUUACGACGUAGAAAACGUGCCGAACACCAGGCGAAUAUUGAACAAAAAGUUAAUGAAAUCAAACGAAAACAACGUGAAAACGAGGAAAACAAACAAGCGGCGAAAAAACGAAGGUCAUUAAUUACUUAUAUAACAGCAGGUGUUAUUGUGGGUGUUAUCUGUGUUUAUGCCUAUUCAAAAUGGGCUUAAAUAUAUACAUAUAUUUUUUAUCCAAUUUCAAUUUUAAGCCAGCCACAUACACACCAACACUAUUUUCUCUCUACUUUUGAAAAAUUUCCAUUUUGCAGAUCACAUUCUUUUAGUUUUAUGUGUUCGUUUAGAGAAAAAAAAGAACAAACUUAAAGUUAUACUAAAACACAUAUUAAACAACAAACACAUGAAAAAAAUUGAGAACAUAUAGAAGAGUGAGAAUACAUAUAUGGUAAUGAACAAUCAAACGAUAAUGUUUUUGCCACAAUUUAUUAAAUUUUUUUUAUAAUUUAUAUAUUUCUAAAUGAUAACAUCGACUAAAUGAAUUUUUUUUCUAAUAAUAAUGAAGUGAAUAACAUUUA